AAAUCUAAUCACUAUUAUUCAUGAAACAAUUUGAUCACAAUUUUUUGUCAUGGUACAUUCAGUAUAUUGUAUUACAGUAUAUUAUAUUACGUUCAUGGUACAUACCCAUUAACACAGAACGUGCUAUUAAUUGAUAUCUUAAUUCGUGGGUAACAAUAGAAACUAGAAAUUAGAUUCUAGAAAGCGAUCAGUGGUGUGAAUAUGGUACUAUUUAUGUGAUAGACACCGAACAAUUACAACCGUUCUUUAAAGCAAAAUGUUCGGAAACGUAGUGAAGCUCGAUUGGCAGAGUACUGCUGAGGGAGAAACAAUAAUGCAACAUUUUUACAAUCCACAGACAAACGGUAGAAAAUUUUUUGGACUGUUGGAACGACCUAUACUGCCAAACAUAGAAGAAGUGUCGUACAAAUUGUUUUUUGUCGGGAAAAGCGGAGCAGGAAAAUCAUCCACAAUUGCUCGACUAGCAGGGAUAUUAAAUUUUGACGUAGAGUAUGUAGAAACUCGAGGUAUACGUAAAAGUAAUAUUUAUUGGCCUGUCAAAGUGUGGGAUAGAAUUAUUCUUUUUCGACUACAAUGUUGGGACUCUGGUGACAGAGACAUUAAAAAAUUUGGACACAUAUUGCCGGUGUGUAAAGAAGAGGCAGAUGCCAUUGUGUUUGUAUUUUCCUUUACUGACCCUAGUGGAUUAAGUAAUAUUUCAACAAAUCUUCCUAUAUACAUGAACGAUAAAAGUAAACCGGCUCCUAUUGUUAUUGGUACAAAGUACUGUGCAGGUGAUUUUACUGCUAAAGUUACGAUUGAUGACAUUGAUGAAUUUGAAAAAACCCAAAAAAUCACUAUAUUAAAAAUGAACAAAACAGAUGGAAAAUAUGAUUCAAACGAAACUGAGAUUACAGCUUACACAUUAAAUGUAAUUUGUGAACAAUUAUGGAUAAGAGAUCAAAACUAUAUAUUAAAUCAGGAAAUGGAAUCUUCUCAAAUUGUAUAACCGAAGUGUUAUGGACUGUGUUCUACUUCUCAAUAGUAUAUUUAUGAAUCAUAGAAUCAACAAUGAAUUGAUCAAUUAAGUAAACCUAGAUCAUUCUUGAAAAUGUUUAAUGCAACUAAAAUAAUUUUGGUAUUAUAAUAUAUAUUAUAUUGGAUUCUUGGCUAUCGUCCUUAUGAUGUCUGGGACUUCGAGUUAGGAAAAAAAAUUAUAUUCAAUAUAUGUUUCAUAAGGAAAUAACGUAGCGAUAUACUUAAUAUGUAUAACAUAGUAUUUGUAAGUAUAUAACUGUGUUGGUCAAGGAUCUGAUAAUGAGGCAAACAUGGUAAUGCAAAACCAAGGGGCAGUGAUUCUGUAAUUUUUAAAUCUGGAUGGGCAAUUUCAAAACUUAUGCAGCCACAACUAAAGAUAGUUUAAUUAUUAUUACUAACUGUAUUUAAAUAUAUAUGUAUAUUUGUUAA
Molecule: messenger RNA, 1446 nt
Organism: Acyrthosiphon pisum (pea aphid)
Lineage: Eukaryota; Metazoa; Arthropoda; Insecta; Hemiptera; Aphididae
Product: ciliogenesis and planar polarity effector 2
Exons: 5
Coding region: 257-988 (243 amino acids)
Molecular function (GO): GTP binding; GTPase activity
Source: RefSeq, a predicted model, not a curated record